AUGUCUCUUUGUAGCCAAAUAUUAAACAAAGGCCACACUUUGGCAACUGAUAAUUGGUACACCAGCUUAGAGUUGGCUUACAAUUUACUGGAACAUCAAACGCACUUGAUUGGGACUAUUAGGAAAAACCGAAGAGGUUUACCUAAGGAUGUAGUAGAAGCCAAACUUCAAAAGGGAGAGUUCAUGGCCAUGGAAAACGAGGAUGGUAUAACAAUUUUAAAAUGGAAAGAUAAGCGGGACGUGAUGAUGCUUUCUACUAAACAUUCUGAUAAAAUGUCAACAAUCGCCAAAAAGGGCAAACAGAUUACUAAGCCUAAAGUGAUUUUAGAUUAUAAUAAGUCAAAAGGAUCUGUCGAUAUGAGCGACCAAAUGUCGUCGUAUUCUUCUCCCUUACGUAAAACUAUUAAGUGGUACCGGAAACUUGGUAUUGAGAUUUUGUUGAAUACUGCCGUAGUAAAUGCAUGGAUUAUGUUUACCGAAACUAGGAACACAAAAAUGUCAAUCGUAGAGUUUCGGAAAUCUCUAGUAGACUAUCUAACAAGCUCGUCAGAUUCUCAGCAGACUGAGUCAGGAGUAACGGUAUCAAGACCCAAACGUUUGAAGCACGAGUUGCUAACAAAAACUGGGACAGUGAGAAAUACUAGACGAUUUUGUGUACACUGUUACAAAGAUAUGGUAAAGCAGUUUGGACGAAAAUUGGCGAAAAAUAAAGCUAAAAAGGUUAACCCUUUACCGCAUACUGUGCCAAAUUUGGAACGCUUUAAUUUUUUCCUUGUAAAAUGUUAUCAACGCCAUCUAUCUAUUCCGUUCUGCAUCAACAAACAAAAGUAA
Parnassius mnemosyne (clouded apollo) is the source of this 831-nucleotide messenger RNA. Lineage: Eukaryota; Metazoa; Arthropoda; Insecta; Lepidoptera; Papilionidae. The record is from the annotation of a GenBank genome assembly.